Molecule: messenger RNA, 1321 nt
Organism: Amoebophrya sp. A25
Lineage: Eukaryota; Dinophyceae; Syndiniales; Amoebophryaceae
Source: the annotation of a GenBank genome assembly
AUGCCUCUGUCUCUGGAAUGCCGAUUCAAUUUCGUCGACGCAAAGGCUUCAUCUCAGGUUGUCCAACGUGGUAAUCUUCCUGCUUCUUACACUUUGAAACUUGACGACGAAGUGGGUGAUGUAGAGGGGCUCACUGAGCAACUGGAAGAUGGGUUUCUUAUCCCGGAGCAUAGUUUGGAAUGUGUGCGGAUUCGAACGAAGAGCGGCAAUGAAGAACGCAUAUGUUAUGGUAAUGAGGAGCGUACUAUGAUAGAACAUGUUCUGUUGAAACAGAAGAUGUCGGGUGGAGGCGAUGAAUAACAAAUUCUACUUCGAAGUUCUAGACGAGGUAUAAUACUAGGCUGAUUUCUAUUGACUAUUAUACAUAGUUCGUUCCUCGUCAUCCAUAAAAAAGUACAGAGGUGGCUGUGGUUAUUCAGGGCCAGUCUUCUCCUGCUUCAGUGGUAGAGAAGGCUGUCGUCGUACUUACUGCUUAAGGUUUGGGGAGGCUGUUUUUGUCUUGGCUUUGCUGUGAUCAAUUGCAGACUGAAGCCCUAGUACGGUCGUCGCGAAAGGCGACAUCAGGGACACAAACAUGACAUACUCUUAAAGAACUUCCACUUCUGAAUUGUAGGUUUUCGGAAAUAUUCUUGCCUACUAAGUCCGUCUAAAUUGCGCUCAGUUUUUUCGCAGUAUCCGAGGUUGCAGCGCACAGUACUGUGCUUGACGUCGACGUGACUGAGUUGUCCGCGGAGAAGAGACAAGAAUAUGAGGCUAAAACUGCUACUGCCUCCACGACCUCCACUGCAUCAACAUCCACCGACGAUAACAACGACGCCAAAAACAAGAUGAAUGCCUUGAAAAACAGUCCUUUGGGCCGUAUGCUAACGGAAAACAUGCCUCAAAUUAUGGGAACUUUCAUGCCGCAACUUCAGGAAGUCGCAGAAGACCCUGAGAAACUGCGUUCUUUGAUGGCAAAUCAUCCCAUGCUGAGGCAUAUGCUUCCGAAGGGGGACGCUGAUGGUUCUGGUGAAGGUGACGGUGAUACUGGGUGUGGUGAUCAAGGUAACAAUAAAGCCAAUGAGCUAUUAGCUAAGAUGCAAGCCAGAAUGCAACAACGACUGGCAGAAAUGGGCGGAGCGCCGUCGGGUGGGGGUGCAUGAUCGGCGUCGGUUUAACUGGUGUAAAGAUUAUUACAACACACAGUGGAGUACUAUGAGUGAAGUUCUUCUUCCUUUAUCAUGAGGUUCUUUCAUCCUCGUGACUUCACGAAGAUCAUAAAAAUCGUAACAAAAUUUUUAACGGGGCAGUAUGGAUACAGUCAGUCCAGGUUGCCGGUUGU